AUUGCCCGUGCAGAAUGUCUGGAAAGUUCUCUGCUUUGCGUUUUUGGGCGCUUGACAGUUUGCUAUAUAGUGCACAACGACGUGGACUUCGCACGCUUGCCAUCGGCGUAAAUUAAAAGCUUCACAGACACCCUCAGCGCUCCUUUAUCGCGUUGCAUAAUAGCUUUCGCACUCUUGGGUAAAUUAAGCGUAAUUAUUAUUAAGUGGUUUAACUGGCGUUAGUACAGUGACCUCGUUGCGUUGGUGUAGUUUUAUGACUGGUAGUCAGCUUUAGCUACUCGCUAAUUUGUGGUUGCAGGUCAGAGCAAGAGACGCCUUUUCCCACGACUUACAAUGACUGCCGAGGAGCAAACAAGCGAAGGACAGCACACCAUCCAAAUGGAGGGAGAAGACAUCACGCCAAAGAAAGAUGGGGGCGUUUUGAAGCUGAUCAAAAGGGAAGGCACAGGCACCGAGCUGCCAAUGACAGGAGACAAGGUGUAUGUGCACUAUGUGGGCACCUUCCUGGAUGGUACUGUUUUUGACACCAGCAGAGACCGAGAAUCGAGGUUCUCCUUCGAGUUGGGCAAAGUUCAAGUCAUAAAGGCGUGGGACAUUGGUGUGGCUACUAUGAAAGAAGGCGAGCUCUGCCAACUCAUCUGCAAACCAGAGUAUGCGUAUGGCUGUGCGGGCAGCCCACCCAAAAUACCCCCAAAUGCUACACUUGUUUUUGAGGUGGAGCUUUUUGAAUUCAAAGGUGAAGACUUAACUGAAGGCGAGGACGGAGGAAUCAUCCGUCGUAUUAUCAGCAAAGGGCAGGGAUACUCCAAGCCGAAUGAAGGUUCCUCUGUUGAAGUGACCGUGGAGGGCACCUGUGAGGGACGUGUGUUCGACGAGAGAGAACUCAAGUUCGAGGUCGGGGAUGGAGAAAGUCUGGGAUUGCCAAAUGGAGUGGAGAAAGCCAUCAUGGCCAUGGAGCAGGGAGAAGAAGCUAUCUUUCACAUCAAACCCAAGUAUGGCUUUGGGAAUGUUGGAAAUACCAAAUAUAACAUUCCUGGCGGAGCAAUGUUGCAGUACAAGAUAAAGCUAACAGCCUUUGAAAAGGAAAAAGAAUCCUGGGAGAUGAAUUUGUCAGAGAAGUUGGAGCAGAGCAGCCUUGUUAAAGAGAAAGGCACACAGUAUUUUAAGGAGGGGAAGUUCAAGCAGGCAUCUGUGCAGUACAAAAGGAUCGUGUCAUGGCUUGAAAACGAGUCUGCUUUGUCUGAAGAGGAUGAGAAGAAGGCUACUGCAUUGCGGCUGGCUGCUCAUCUGAACUUGUCCAUGUGCUACCUGAAACUCAGAGAGCCCAACCCAGCUCUGGAGAACUGUGACAAGGCCCUGGAGUUGGAUGAGUCCAAUGAGAAGGCAUUGUUCCGGAGAGGAGAGGCACUGUUUGGUAUGAAGGAAUUUGACAAGGCCAGAGAUGACUUCCAGCGUGUUGUUCAACUCUAUCCUGCCAACAAAGCUGCCAAGAGCCAGGUGGUUCUGUGUCAGAGAAAAAUCAGGGAGCAGCACGAGAAGGACAAGCGCACUUACGCCAACAUGUUCCAGAAGUUUGCAGAGAGGGAUUCAAAGAAAGCGGCUGAUAAGAUGAAGAGCAAGGAGAACGGCAGCGGUGACAAUAAUGAAGAAAUGGAGAUAGAGAGCGGCGAAAAGGCAACAGAGAGCCAAGCAAAAGCCUAAACGCUUCUCACAUAGCUCAGACUGUACUACCGACGGUUCAUCUGUUCUUCAGACUUUUGUUACUUCAACCAUUUGUGUUUAAGACUGUGUGUCAACAACAGCACUGACUUUUCUGACUCUUUGUCCAAGCAUCUUGUCGUCGCACUCGUGAUGGCGAAGUCCGCAGGUGUGAUGUGGUUUUAAUAGAAUAUUAGCGCGCUACCGCUUCCGCUUCUGAAAUUUUCAAACCACAGCUUACCACUGUGCUUGUGUUUCAUUGCUUUUUGUGUACAAGUGUUUGUAGAGAAUUGUAAACCCUUGACUGUAAAGGGCUAUUCACAUUGCACUAUCUUUGUUCUCUACCCUUCCUCUUUCCUAAGUUUACUAUUCAUCCAUCCAUCCAUUCAACCAUCCAUGCAAGCCAUCUCUUAUGGGCCUACUGAUCAAUUCCUGGAGUUGUAGUGGCUGUGGAUGUGGUUUGACUGCUCCUAAAGUAUGUAUGUAGCAGCAGGAGGUGUUGACAUGUAUGUAUGUUAGUUGAUUAGUUAGACUCAGUUCUCUUACGAUGAAGAUGAAAUUCUCCUGCUUAAGCCCCUUUUUAGGUUUGGGAUUAUCCACCAGUGCUUUGGAAAUAUUGGCAGUGUACCCUAAUACUUUUUCCCAAGUGUUGUGCUUGUGAGUUCUGAAUUGUUUGUCAAAGUGUUGAAUACAUCAUAGAAAAUAAUCAACUGGAAUAUCUCAACAUGAAUUAAAGCAGCUACAGUAUAA
Messenger RNA from Dunckerocampus dactyliophorus (ringed pipefish), 2448 nucleotides. RefSeq names its product FKBP prolyl isomerase 4 (gene fkbp4). NCBI's taxonomy places the organism in Eukaryota, Metazoa, Chordata, Actinopteri, Syngnathiformes, Syngnathidae. Bases 334 to 1701 code for a protein of 455 amino acids. The transcript is spliced from 10 exons. The record is from RefSeq and is a predicted model, not a curated record. Gene Ontology annotation, molecular function: peptidyl-prolyl cis-trans isomerase activity; protein binding.